Messenger RNA from Scophthalmus maximus (turbot), 6765 nucleotides. RefSeq names its product GRAM domain-containing protein 4-like. Gene Ontology annotation, biological process: apoptotic process; negative regulation of toll-like receptor 9 signaling pathway. Bases 315 to 2093 code for a protein of 592 amino acids. The transcript is spliced from 19 exons. The record is from RefSeq and is a predicted model, not a curated record. NCBI's taxonomy places the organism in Eukaryota, Metazoa, Chordata, Actinopteri, Pleuronectiformes, Scophthalmidae.
GCGUCACAUCCUUGUCCGCCGACCCGCCCACAGAGGCGAUUUUGGUGCCAGGUGGAGAAACACGGUCACACGAAACCCCCCCCCCCUCGCCCCGUAUCUGGAUUCAUUAUAGGAAUAGAGGAAGGGGCGAGGUCUGGGCCGGGUCGAAGGGGAGUCUAGACCGCUUUGGAGUUGGGUCUCUCCCGGUUUGGAUCGCGUUUGGAGAGGAGGAGGAGGAGGCAAAGUUUGCUCCGGCUUCUGUUCAGGUUCCUCCAGUUUUUUGCGGGCAAGUCGUCGGCCAUGCUCUGGUAGAGGCCGGCUCCACCGCGGCCACUAUGCUGAAGCGUCUAGACAAGAUCCGGUUCCGGGGCCAGAGACGGGACGAGCUCCUGGAUCUGGCAGAGUCGCCCAACACAUCCGACACAGAAUGCAAUGAGGAGGUUGUGAUGAAACCUCGCCUCUCCGUCAGAGAUUCAGAAGAACUGAGGGAGGUGGAGGGAGAGCAGCAGAGUGAUGCUCAGGCAGGUCCAGGUUCAUUUUCUGCAGCCCUCCAAGACGACCCAAGGACAGACCUAAACGAGGUCAAAGGGCAUCUAGAAAUUGCCUUGUUGGAGAAACACUUCUUACAUGAGGAGCUGAGGAAACUAAAAGAGGAGUCCAAUGUGGAUUCACUGAGACAGGAACUGGAGAAGGAGCGCUGCAGGCGUCUGGAGCUGGAGCAGAAGAUCAACGACGUACUGAGAUCCAGACUUGAAGAGCCGCCCAGUCAGACAGCUAAAGACCCUCCCCCUCCCCCUCCUCCACCUGCAGGAAGCGACACAGACAAACAAAAGGACACUCUGCGCAACAGUUUCCUGAAAUGGCUCUAUGACCGUUUUGGGGUCUAUAUUGAAGACUUCAGUUUCCAGCCGGAGGAGACGACGGUGGAGACGGAGGAGCCGUUGAGUGCCAAGAGGUUGACUGAAAACAUGAGACGGCUCAAACGAGGAUUUAAACCGGUGACCAACUUCAAGAGGAACCUCUCCGCCUUAUCCAGCUGGUACUCGGUCUACACAUCCGCCAUCGCCUUUAUCGUCUACAUGUAUGCAGCUUGGCACGGCUGGGCUGUCCCCAUGUUCCUUUUCCUCGCCAUCCUUCGCCUUUCCCUUAAUUACCUCAUCGCCAGAGGCUGGAGGAUCCAGUGGAGCAUCGUACCUGAGGUCUCAGAGCCUGUGGAGCCUCCUAAAGAAGACCUGACAGUGUCGGAGAAGUUCCAGCUGGUCCUGGACGUCGCUCAGAAAGCCCAGAAUCUAUUUGGGAAGAUGGCCAACAUCCUGGAGAAAAUAAAGAAUUUGUUCAUGUGGGUGCAGCCAGAGUUAACUCAGAAGCUGUAUGUUGGCCUGUGGGUGGCCUUCAUCUCCUCCUGCCUGCUUCCGGUCAAACUGCUGGGAUUCCUCAUAGCCAUGUACGCAGGUAUAAAGUUCUUCAUCAUCAACUUCAUCUUCAUGAGCUGUCCCAAGCUGAGGCAGCGCUUCGACACCCCACAUGUCAUCUGGACUAAUUUACCCACCGACCUGCAGCUGAAGGAGCGCGGCAGCACCACUCUGAGCAGACGGGUUCCUGCUGGGGGGGGUCGAGGCAGCCUCGCUGCUGCUGCACCUGCGGGCGUCAGCCGGGACGAGGAUGGGGGGCGGUACUACAGCACCAAGAGGGGAGCUUUUCACGAAGUUUUCAACCUGCCAGAGAGUGAGCGGCCCCUGUCAAUGUGUGAGAAUGGCUGGCGUUGCUGCCUCAUCAACAGAGACAGGAAAACACCGACAGACUACAUCCGCAACGGAUUCCUCUACGUCACCGAGAAUUAUCUGUGUUUCGAGAGCUCCAGCUCCAGGUCUGGAUCCACCAAGAGGAACAAAGUCAUCAAACUGCUCGACGUCAAAGAAAUCCAGAAGUACAAAGUUCUGUCGGUGCUGCCUGGAUCAGGGAUGGGCAUCUCUAUAGCGACGCCAUCCACCCAAAAGCCGAUGGUGUUCGGGGCAAUGAUGCACAGAGACGAAGCCUUCGACGCCAUCUCCACUCAGUACAACAUGAUUCUGGCCUCGGCCACGGCCUCAGCCACGGACCCAGAGACGCUGUAGCACCGACACAAGAUGGCCGCCUUCACGCAAACGCUUGGAUCCGUUUCACUCUUUUUUCACCAGCGAACGCCCUGAAACGGCUGCUGCUGGUCUGCUCGCAAAUGAUUCAGGUUACCUUGCAAGUUGUCGAAGCGAAAACAAUUACGUUGCGUAAUCGAUUGGCACUAAGUGAGGUGAUUCCGACCCAUCACUGUCAGAAUCAGCAAAAAACAGUACCGUUCACUGUUGUCAAACAAUUUUCUAAAGAAGAGGCCACUUUACGUCAAAUCGAUGAUUAAAAGUCCAUUCUCAAACAUCAGCUGGUAUUCAAAUAAAUUGCACAAACACAUAUAGGUCUGUAAAAGAACGAGCCGAUGGGGGGGGAUUUACCUGUAAUAUAAUCGGACCACUAUUCACCCGCUUUAUUCGUUUUUAAACCACCUUUAGAUUUUCUCAAUGAAAAGCAAACUGUCCUGUUUCACAUUAAAAGUCUCUCAGUGGCUCAAGGGGCAUUAUCCCUCAAUAUGUCCCUUAAUAGAGCGCAGCAGUGACCGCCCACUUUUUGAACAGCUCCGAUUCCGGAAGUGAAUUCCCCAUUCACGUUCUCCAUUGACCUUUCAUAAAAUCCUUAUAUAGAGAGUUUUAAGCCUGGAAACAAGCCAAGAAGCUACGACAUGAAUCGUCACCAUUAAACAAUUUCUUUUGCGCUUAAAAAUAAUUGGAAAACUGGUAAAAAGGCAAAGGUAACAGGCGGUGUACAUAAUUAUUUUAACAGCGAAGGGAGCUACUUGUCCCAUGAACCAUUGCGAAUGCAUUUCCAACUACUUCCAACCGACAGUUUAGCUCCUUCUUGAAUUUGACCUUCAUCAUCAUCAUCACUGUAGUGUUUAUAUUGUUGAUAAGAGUCUUGUAAUGUAUUGCAGCUUGUGUUUUGUGUGUGUAUAUAAAGUGUAUAACGAUCAUAGGGUUCCAUUACAUGUCGGAACUCAGAGUUCUGAGGUAUACAGGUAACAGCAAGCUCCACCAAUCGGAGACGUCGAUGUUAAACUUUAGGCUUGUGGUUAGUGUAGUAUUUCUCCAUGACAUUGCGAACAAAUCAUGUUUUUCUUAAAACAGAGUUGAUUUCAUACGGACUUGAAGCUUCUACAUGUGCAUACACCAACGUUUCACAACCUCGCAGCUCGUGGUGAGUCGCCAUUGGAUGGUUACGACAUUAUGACUAAUAAUCAAAAUGUCAAAGGAGAAUAUGAAUGGGAUUUUUACUUCCGGAACCUCACUGUUGCACCCUAUUGGUUUGGCUUUUGAUGUGAAACUACCUGCAGGGCCCCUUUUCAAAAAUGGGUUCGUUCGAAUUAAAUGUGUUUUAUUCACACAAUGGAAAAAUCUGUGGUUUACAAGAAGGAGUUCCCUUUCUUGUCAUUUCAGUUCAUUUCCAUCCUAGUAUAGUGCAUUGUGACGUGUACAUCACAAUGAGCCUCGUGGAAGAGUCAGUUGUACAAACAGUUUUUUUUCUCAUGUACGAGUGAUUUUAGACAGUUUGUGGCUUUCUUUGGUUCGAACCAAAAUCACAGGUGGUCCCGACCUCUUGUACGAGCUGUUAAACAGGCUUUAUUCAAAAACACGCGUUCGCCUUGAGGAUGAUGGAGUUAAAUAUGAUACUGAAAAUGACAUAAUCGAGAAAUAUCUAAAUUAAUGCAAUAAUUAAUUCAUCAUCGCUCACCAAUCUACUGAGUGUUGUUUUUUUUUAAUCUGCAGAAUUCAUCACAGAAGCGUCUACAGUUCAGUAGGUCUCUGUGACAGCCGCAUGGUCUUCAUGCUGGUCUCUGUCCAAUACCAUCCUCUGUCCUAACACAAGACACUUACUGUAGACUCUAAUAUCCUCCAGUCUAAUAUCUCGGUUAUUGUCUUCCCCGUAGACUGUAAAUAAAAAUGGACUUUCCACUUUUUUACACUGUACAAAAAAUGAAGCCAAAACAUCUCGGACACGGGGGUCGCCAUCUUGCACUUUUGACGUGAUUUCGACCCAGAGUCAUGGAGCGGAUCCUCGUCACCGAGGUCCCGCUUAUACGCGCGCUCAGCCAAUCACGAGUCAGUCUCGGCUGUCAACCAUGACAUGAAUUUAAUCAAAACCAAACUUUUGUUUGUUCCAUGUCCCAUCCGCUUACAUGGAGGGGGGCAGGUUUUAUUACCAGUACUGCAGCCAGCCCCCAGGGGGCGAUCACGAAGAUUCACCUUCGGGAGCUGUCAUGUCGUCCCAUUGCCUUGACCCCUUUGCACAUUCAUCAUUUGCUUUAGAAAGGCUCCAACUUCUCAAAGCCUAAACCAUUUCCUCCGAUGAGUCGGUCGUGCACUACACGGAAUGUUGGCGGUUCGAUUCCCAGCUUCCCCUAGUCCGCAUGCCUUUGUGUCCUUGGGCAAGGCACUUGACCCUAACUUGCCUCUGGUGGCUCUUCAGACAGUGUGACUGUGACAGAAAAAGUGCAGCUAACAGCAGCGCUGUAUGAAUGUGUGUGAGCGGGUGAAUGUGUCAAUAAGUCUAGAAAUGCACUAUAAAAUAUAGUCCGUUGACGCAUGACAAUUAACAUUUCCUAAUUGUGUCGGUAUGUGCAUUUAAGAGAGUUUGUGAAUCUGGCCUGGAACUUCGUAUUUUAAAAAAAUAUAUACAGUACAUUUAAGUACACGUGUACAAAAGUGUCUUUGCAUGAGGCCCAUUGUGUUGGUGCGGAAAUCAUUAAUUCACAGCAAUUUUGAUAAUGAUUUAAUGGUUUCAGUCUCUUCAAAAAAAAAAACCAAGAACCCCUGUCAUUACUGUUUUUGGACGCAGCUUCUCCACUGGGAUAGAACGAGUUGCUUUUCCCUGUUUUGUAUCCUUUUUCGCUGGAUAUCGUUGACUUUUAGACUUUUGAGCGGUCAAAGCGCGACACUUGAAGUCGUCAUUUUGGACCUUCGUAGAACCGCGACACUGUUCUGACAUUUUAUAUGCUGCACAAGUAGUUUGAUCAAUUGGGGAGAGAGAGAACAAUGACAGUGAAAUGAAUCUGUGCAGCUGAAUAAUCAGAAGAGCAACAGUUGGUAAGGUAAAGCCGACUUCACGUCAAGUGUGAUGGAAAUGGCUGUCGCAAGCAACGCCAUCUGUUUAUUUGGAGGGAGAGAAAGCAGAUAAUCCUUACCAUGAGAAACUGGAAUGACAGAAAAGGGUUUGUCUGUUCGGUGAGAAUAAACAUUCGGAAAGAAAUCCGAACAGCAGCGAGUUGAGGUGACGGCUCCGUCUCCGCAGUGUACAGCCUCCUCGCAACGAUACAUGUUGUACUGGAACGUUUUUCACACAGUGCAUUAGUGCUGACAUUAUUACUGAAAGUAUAAUUCAAUUUUAUUAGAACAAAUUCCGCCUAUAUUAGAAUUUGGACAGGUGUUGUUGUUUUUUUUUAUAUAGUGCUGGAACAUGUCCAAACCACAUUAGUUUACAUGUGAGUCUUCAGGGAUUUAAAAGGAUUAUUGUUCUCAACAGCCACCUUUAUAAUCAGUUAUUAUUACAGUAUGUUGUUUUUUGAAUGUGGUGUAAGAGACUGUUUGUGUCCUAUAUGAAUGUUUUACAACUACUUGUGACAUUUUUACAAUUGAAUGAACUUCAGCUCUUUUAUUGUUGAUGCUAAGGUACCAGUUACUUCUACUGAUGAUGUAAGUUUUGUAAGCUAGAAGCUAAUAGAUACAAUAGAAAACAACUGAAAGGCAACUUUUACACUCUUCCACUUGUUGCCCUCACGUUACUAUCAAUCCGAUGUGGACGAGGCUUAAUGCUCAUUUAGGACUUAGGACCCUGUCUGAUCUUCCCAUGAAAUGCUUCAAACUUCUAAAAACACGUAUUUGGUAAAUUUGAUAGUAUAUAUGGUUUUCUUUUUUUACCUCCAUGAAAUCUGUCAGGUUUCAUAGGUUUGACACUUAAUGAGAACCCACAUUUUUUCGCAGCCUGAUGAAUUGUUAGCUAGCCCGCAAAGGUGCUUUGAAUUUUUAAAAUGAAUGUUUCUGUCCCUGCCAACCGCCUGUGGUUUCUUCCCAUUUCAAUUUUUUAGGUACCAUAAAAUAUUUUCAGUAUAGGUUAAUGUGCCAGUUUUUUUUUUCCAAUUAAUCGUUUGGUCUACAAAACAUCAGAAAAUGGAUGCAAUUUCAAUUAAAUCGCUACAAAUGUGAUGUUUUGACCAAGAACAAUUAUCCAAAAUGGAGAAAGCUGCCAUUUUAGCCAAAUCAACUUUAUUACAAAAUUGAAAUAAGUAAAACAAAAUUUCUCCAAAUAGAAAAUACACUAAUGAAAGAUCCAAUAUGAAAAUGUGUUGCAUGUCAAUGUUUCAAUAAAAAAAAAGUCAGGUUCGGUAUGAUCAGGGCAAAGCUCCUUCAUUGCCAAAUAUUUUGUAGUUAUUAAUUUUUAUCUUCAAAAUGUUUUUUCCCAUAUUGACUCGUUUACACCAUGUUGCCUCAUUCAAACCUUUUAACCAUCUUCCCAUUAACGUCUAGUCUUCAUCAGUUAGUCUGUGUUUCAUCUUUUUCCUACCUGUUGUCUUUCAGAUGUAAGGGUUUUAUAAAAUGCUUUCACUGUACAAAUAGUUGAAACGUUUUUUAAAUUAAAUGAUUUUUGUUGUUAAAGUGUGAUGUAAAUUUCUUUUUUUAAAAUAUAAAUAAAAACAAAUGUCAUACAGUC